GGCUGAUGGAGAAAAUUAAGGAGGGUAUGCCGAAUGAAUGGGUGAGGUUGGUUGAGAGUGAGGCUGGAGUGACUGAAAGAGGUGAGGUGGAGAUGUAUGUGGGAGAGGGAGAGAGGAGAGUGAGUCUGACGAGUGUGAAGACUAGAGUGGUGUAUAAAUGUCUACGAGUGAAAGAGGUGAGGAGGCCGGCUGCGGAGAAGGUAUGGGAGAGGGUGGUGAAUGAUGUGAGGGUGGAACAGAUAUGGAAGAACCUGAGAGUGAAGUGGAACUGUCAUGAAUGUGAGAAUUUUGACUUUCUGUUGCGUCACAACAGGGUGUUCAACAAUUUAAUAAUCAGUAAGUUUGAUGCGACUGUGAGGAAAGAAUGUGAUGUGUGCAGUGUGGGUGUGGAAACAUGUCUGCAUGAGUUUGUUGAAUGUAGUGGGUUGCGGGACUAUUUUGAGAGACUGAAGGAUUUGAUUACCAGGUGCUGGAGUUGGAGGUAUGUUGAGAGGAUGGACUGGAAGGAGUUGUGGCUGCGGAACCUGGCCCACUAUGACAGGAGGGUGGUGGAUGUCUGGGCAAUGUUUAAGUCUGUCAUGAAACGGGACAUCAGUGCCCUGUUUCACUACAUUGAGAGGGAGGAGUUUCACCUGGGGUUUGUUGAGGGGAGCACUUUGGUGGGAUUGGUGGAUGGUAAAUUGCAAUAUGAUUUUGGCUGAAAUGAGAGGUUGAUUUCUGUUGGUGGGUGGGAUUUCUUGUUUUUGUUGUGUUUCUUGGAGUGCUGACUCUGUUUUUGUGUUCUGUGACUUGUUUUGGUUUAUUUGGUUUCUUUGGAUUGUUUGUGCUUUUUUUUUUUCUCGGGUGUACCUUUGGUACUGGGAUGGGGUGACUGAUCGUGUUUGGAUGGUGUCUUGCAUUGUUUGUUUUGGUUUGUUCUGUUCUGUUUAUAGCGUGUUCUAUUGGUUUUGUUUGUUUAUUUGUUUCAUUGUUGUGCUGUGUUUGGCUGGCCUCUCUUCUUAUUUAAUUGCUGUAAAUAUGUCGUGUGUUCGAUCAC
Notolabrus celidotus (New Zealand spotty) is the source of this 1036-nucleotide messenger RNA. RefSeq lists its product as uncharacterized. Bases 6 to 701 code for a protein of 231 amino acids. The transcript has 2 exons. The record is from RefSeq and is a predicted model, not a curated record. Lineage: Eukaryota; Metazoa; Chordata; Actinopteri; Labriformes; Labridae.